This is a messenger RNA of Zerene cesonia (dogface butterfly), 1168 nucleotides long. It is a transcript of the gene tzn, whose product is annotated as hydroxyacylglutathione hydrolase, mitochondrial. Bases 201 to 1103 code for a protein of 300 amino acids. Lineage: Eukaryota; Metazoa; Arthropoda; Insecta; Lepidoptera; Pieridae. The transcript has 5 exons. Gene Ontology annotation, molecular function: hydroxyacylglutathione hydrolase activity. The record is from RefSeq and is a predicted model, not a curated record.
CUGUGAUUCAAAUGUCAAAGACGAAAAACAAAUGUUGAUAAGAUUCCUAGUUCACAUUUAUGACUUCACAAAUCUUUAUUCUUCUGUUUUAGCGCAAAUUUAACAGCACACUAGGUACCUAUAAUAUUUCUUGAAUUUAAAUAAUAAAGCAAAGUUUUUAUUACUAUUAACUGUGAGACUGAUUUUUUAUUUUUUGUUCAAUGCUCGCUAGGGUCGUUAAUUCGUUGCCAUUUGGGCUUUCUCAGCGAAUUACUAGACUUUACUUUCAGGCUUUAGUCUGGAAUCAACGCACAAGUCACAGUAAACCGGAAUUCCAUCAAUUUAAAAACAUGGACGUAAAAAUAUUACCGGCCUUAAAAGACAAUUACAUGUAUUUAAUUGUGGACAAAGCAACGAAAGAAGCGGCGGUAGUGGAUCCAGUGGAACCAAAUACUGUUUUGAAAGCAGUCCAGGAGCAGGGUGUCAACUUAACUAAAGUACUCACUACACACCACCAUUGGGACCAUGCUGGAGGGAAUGAGGACCUUGUGAAAAUGCUCCCAGGCUUAGAAGUAUAUGGGGGUGAUUCUCGCAUUGGCGCAUUGACCAACAAGGUUGCUCAUAACUCCAAAUUUAAUAUUGGAAAUUUGAAUGUGCUCUGUCUUUUCACUCCAUGCCAUACAUCUGGUCACAUUUGUUAUUUUGUCACUGCACCAGAGGAAGGUGGUGAACAGGCUGUUUUUACUGGUGACACCCUCUUCUUGGGUGGAUGUGGCAGAUUCUUUGAGGGCACCGCAGAACAAAUGCACAAAGCUCUGAUAGAUAUACUGGGCAAUCUACCUGAACAAACUAAAGUGUUUUGUGGCCAUGAGUAUUCCAUACAAAACCUCAAGUUUGCUGCGCAUGUUGAACCGGAAAAUGAAGAUAUAAAGAAUAAAAUCACAUGGUCUCUCCAAAAGAGACAAGAGGGAAAGCCUACUGUACCAUCAACAAUAUUAGAAGAAAAACUGUAUAAUCCCUUCAUGAGAGUGACCCAGGGACCAGUGAUGCAGCAUGUCAACAAAGCAGACCCAAUCGAAACAAUGAAAGCAAUCCGUCUGGAAAAAGACAACUUUAAAUGCUGAACACUGUUUCUCAUCGAUAAAUUAUUGAUUUCCAUUAUUUAUAGUUGUUAUUUGCAAAUUUUUAU